GGCGGCGGCUGCGGCCGAGGCCGAGGCGGCGGCGGCCGCGGGCGGGGGCUGCGGCUCCGGGCCGCCGCCGCCGCUGCUGCUGAGCGAGGGCGAACAGCAGUGCUACUCCGAGCUCUUCGCGCGCUGCGCCGGCGCCGCGGGCGGGGGUCCCGGGCCCGGGCCCCCUGAGGCCACCAGGGUCGCGCCCGGCACGGCCACCGCGGCCGCCGGCCCGGUGGCCGACCUGUUCCGGGCGUCGCAGCUGCCCGCCGAGACGCUGCACCAGAUCACAGAACUGUGUGGUGCAAAGCGGGUUGGUUAUUUUGGUCCAACGCAGUUUUACGUUGCUCUGAAAUUAAUUGCUGCAGCACAGUCUGGCCUCCCUGUUCGGAUAGAGAGCAUUAAAUGUGAAUUGCCUCUGCCUCGCUUUAUGAUGUCAAAGAAUGAUGGUGAGAUACGAUUUGGAAACCCAGCUGAGCUGCAUGGAACUAAGGUUCAGAUUCCAUAUUUAACCACGGAAAAAAAUUCCUUCAAAAGAAUGGACGAUGAGGAUAAACAGGAAACACAGUCUCCUACGAUGUCACCCCUUGCCUCCCCUCCUUCUUCUCCGCCUCAUUACCAGAGGGUGCCCUUGAGCCAUGGCUACAGCAAACUGCGGAGCGGCACAGAACAGAUGCAUCCAGCUCCUUAUGAAGCUCGACAGCCCCUUGUCCAGCCUGAAGGACCCUCAUCAGGGGGUCCAGGACCCAAGCCCCUUCGGCAUCAGGCAUCCCUCAUCCGGUCCUUUUCAGUGGAGAGAGAACUGCAGGAUAACAGCAGCAGUUACCCUGACGAACCCUGGAGGAUAACAGCAGAACAGCGCGAAUACUAUGUCAAUCAGUUCCGGUCCCUGCAGCCAGACCCGAGUUCCUUCAUUUCAGGUUCUGUGGCCAAGAACUUCUUCACCAAAUCAAAGCUUUCCAUUCCAGAACUCUCUUAUAUAUGGGAGCUUAGUGAUGCUGACUGCGAUGGAGCCCUGACUCUGCCUGAGUUCUGUGCUGCUUUUCAUCUCAUUGUGGCCCGGAAGAACGGCUACCCACUGCCUGAGGGCCUACCUCCAACUCUGCAGCCAGAGUACCUACAAGCAGCUUUUCCUAAGCCCAAGCGGGAGUCUGCAUUAUUUGAUUCUUAUUCAGAGUCACUGCCAGCAAACCAACAACCCCGUGACUUGAAUCGGAUGGAGAUGGCAUCUGUUAAAGACAUGGCAGACUUUCCUGUUCCUACCCAAGAUGCAACUGGUGAUGACAAGCAAGCUUUGAAAAGUACUACCAACGAAGCCUUACCAAAGGACGUGUCUGAGGAUCCAGCAACUCCUAAGGAUUCCAACAGUGUCAAAGCAAGACCAAGAUCCAGAUCUUACUCUAGCACCUCCAUAGAAGAGGCCAUGAAAAGGGGCGAGGACCCUCCCACCCCGCCACCGCGGCCACAGAAAACCCAUUCCAGAGCCUCCUCCUUGGAUCUGAAUAAAGUCUUCCAGCCCAGUGUGCCAGCUACUAAGUCAGGAUUGUUACCCACACCACCUGCGCUCCCUCCGAGACCUUGUCCAUCGCAGUCUGAACAAGUGUCCGAGGCUGAGUUACUCCCACAGCUGAACAGAGCCCCUUCGCAGGCUGCAGAAAGUAGUCCAGCUAAGAAGGACACACCAUAUUCUCAGCCCCCAUCAAAGCCCAUUCGUAGGAAACUGAGACCUGAAAAUCAAACUACAGAAAACCAAGAGCCUUCGACCACUGUAAGCGGGCCAGCUUCUGUAGCAACCGUGAAACCACAUCCAACAGUCCAAAAGCAAUCUUCCAAACAGAAGAAGGCCAUUCAGACUGCCAUCCGCAAAAAUAAAGAGGCAAACGCAGUGCUGGCCCGCUUGAACAGUGAACUCCAGCAGCAGCUCAAGGAGGUUCAUCAAGAACGGAUUGCAUUGGAAAACCAAUUGGAACAACUUCGUCCAGUCACCGUGUUGUGACCCCCAUGGUUCCAGUG
This is a messenger RNA of Propithecus coquereli (Coquerel's sifaka), 1992 nucleotides long. RefSeq names its product RALBP1 associated Eps domain containing 2 (gene REPS2). Bases 410 to 1975 code for a protein of 521 amino acids. Lineage: Eukaryota; Metazoa; Chordata; Mammalia; Primates; Indriidae. The transcript has 19 exons. The record is from RefSeq and is a predicted model, not a curated record. Gene Ontology annotation, biological process: endosomal transport; endocytosis. Gene Ontology annotation, molecular function: protein binding; calcium ion binding. Gene Ontology annotation, cellular component: plasma membrane; cytoplasm.